Molecule: messenger RNA, 1446 nt
Organism: Tupaia belangeri chinensis (Chinese tree shrew)
Lineage: Eukaryota; Metazoa; Chordata; Mammalia; Scandentia; Tupaiidae
Product: olfactory receptor 7A17
Exons: 2
Coding region: 1-1446 (481 amino acids)
Biological process (GO): G protein-coupled receptor signaling pathway
Cellular component (GO): membrane
Molecular function (GO): G protein-coupled receptor activity; olfactory receptor activity
Source: RefSeq, a predicted model, not a curated record
AUGGAACCAGAGAAUGAAACAAGAAUUUUAGAAUUUUUUCUUCUGGGACUUACAAAGGAGCCAGAAUUAAAGCCAAUCAUAUUUGGGCUUUUCUUCACUAUGUACUUGAUCACCAUGACUGGAAACCUGCUCAUCAUUCUACUCAGCAUCUCAGAUUCUCACCUGCACACCCCCAUGUACUUCUUCCUCUCCAACCUGUCCUUCAUAGACAUCUGCCUCACCUCCACCACCAUCCCAAAGAUGCUGAUGAGCAUCCAGACACGGAGCAAUGUCAUCACCUAUGCAGGCUGCAUCACCCAGAUGUUCUUUUUUUUGUUCUUUGUGACAUUAGAUGACUUUCUCCUAACGGUGAUGGCCUAUGACAGGUAUGUGGCUAUAUGUCAUCCUCUACACUACACAGUCAUCAUGAACCCCCAGCUGUGUGUGCGUCUGGUUCUGCUGUCCUGGAUCAUAAGUGUCCUGACUUCAUUAUUACAUAGCUUAAUGGCUAGUCACUUCCAUCACAUGGAACCAGAGAAUGUGACAAGAAUUUCAGAAUUUCUUCUUCUGGGAUUUUCAGAGGAACCCAAAUUAUAUCCUCUCAUAUUUGGGCUUUUCUUCUCCAUGUACCUGAUCACCGUGAUUGGAAACCUGCUCAUCAUCCUGGCCACCGUCUCAGACUCCCACCUGCACACCCCCAUGUACUUCUUCCUCCUCAACCUGUCCCUUGCUGACAUCUGUUUCACCUCCACCACCAUCCCCAAAAUGCUGGUGAACAUCCAGACACAGAGCAAAGUCAUCACCUAUGCAGGUUGCAUCACCCAGAUGUUCUUUUUCGUGCUCUUUGCAGGUGUAGAUGACUUUCUCCUCACCGUGAUGGCCUAUGACCGGUAUGUGGCCAUCUGUCACCCCCUACACUACACCAUCAUCAUGAACCCUUGGCUCUGUGUGUUGCUGGCUUUGUUGUCCUGGAUCAUGAGUGUCCUGAAUUCAUUGUUGCACAGCUUAAUGGCAUUGCGACUGUCCUUUUGUACACCAUUGGAAAUCCCUCACUUUUUCUGCGAACUUAAUCAGGUUAUCCAUCUUGCCUCUUCUGACACCUUUCUUAAUGACGUGGUGACCUAUUCUGCAUCUGUGCUGCUGGGUGGUGUUCCCAUCACGGGGAUCCUUUAUUCUUACUGCAAGAUAGUUUCCUCCAUUCAUGCAAUCUCAUCAGCUCAGGGGACAUAUAAAGCGUUUUCCACUUGUGCUUCUCACCUUUUGGUUGUCUCUUUAUUUUACUUUACAAUGAUAAGUGUGUACUUUAGUUCUUCUACGACCCAGACCUCACACUCAAGUGCAGCAGCCUCAGUGAUGUACACUGUGGUCACCCCCAUGCUGAAUCCCUUCAUCUACAGUCUGAGGAAUGAAGACAUGAAGAGGGCUCUGAAAAGGUUUUCUGGAAGGAAACUAUCAACGAAUAAAUGA